GCCAGGUUCUCCCCAGUCCUCACCUCUUUUGUAGGGGAAGACAAUGGAGAGAUAUCUAGGCUUCUUGUUUUGUCUCUUGGUAAGUGCAUCAGCAGUCUCAGACUGGAACAUUUUGCAUCAGAAGACCAAGAAUGGUCUGAUGAUCAGCUUGAAAAACUAUUGUGAAAGUUGGAAGAUGAAUGUUGAGCUCCACAACAUUAGAGAAUUCGAGGUCGUCCCCGAUGAAUGUGUCGGAUACAUUGGCAAGUACAUGACAUCAAUUCAGUACCAGGUGGACUCAGAGAGAGCAGUCCAUGAAUCAAUUGUGUAUCUCAGCACUAGCUGCAGCUUGAAGAAUGAUGGUAGAGAUGCCUGGAUUUUUGACAUUGAUGAUACCCUCUUGUCAACUGUGCCUUACUAUAAGAAACAUCGUUACGGUGGGGAGAAGCUGAACUUGACAUCUUUGGAGGAAUGGAUGAGCAAGGGAAAGGCACCGGCCCUGGAGCACGCGCUCAAUCUCUUCAAUGAGUUGAAAGCCAGAGGAGUACAAAUCAUUUUGGUGUCUUCAAGAAGGGAACAUCUCAGAUCAGCCACCAUUGACAACCUUGUUGAUGUUGGUUACCAUGGUUGGACUGGUCUCAUGUUAAGGGGGGCUGAUGAUGAACUGAAGGGAGUGAAAGAAUACAAGGCCAGCGCAAGAAAACAAUUGAUCGAUGAAGGAUACCGCAUUUGGGGCAUCGUUGGAGACCAGUAUAGCAGCUUUGAAGGGCUACCAAGCGCUAGGAGGACAUUUAAGCUCCCAAAUCCAUUGUACUAUCUUUUUUAAAAUUCUGAUCCUAUUUUUUCAACUGUUGAUUUGCUUCUGUCAUUCAUCACAACAUCCAGAAUAACAGAGUUUUACUGAAAAUGGAGAAUAAAAGAGUAAACUGCAUUUUUCUCCUUA
Tripterygium wilfordii is the source of this 922-nucleotide messenger RNA. RefSeq names its product acid phosphatase 1-like. Gene Ontology annotation, molecular function: acid phosphatase activity. Lineage: Eukaryota; Viridiplantae; Streptophyta; Magnoliopsida; Celastrales; Celastraceae. The coding region runs from base 44 to 805 and encodes 253 amino acids. The record is from RefSeq and is a predicted model, not a curated record. The transcript is spliced from 3 exons.